AUGACAUCCCGGGAGCAGCUGGUGCAGCAGGUGCUCCAGGAACUGCAGGAGGCGGUGGAGUCCGAGGGCCUGGAGGGUCUGGUGGGCGCUGCUCUGGAGGCCAAGCAGGUCCUGUCCUCCUUCACCCUCCCCACCUGCCGGGAGGGCGGCCCCAGCCGCCAGGUGCUGGAGGUGGACUCGGUGGCCCUGAGCCUGUACCCAGAGGACGCGCCCAGGAGCAUGCUGCCGCUGCGCUGCCAGGGCGAGGGCAGCCUGCUGUUCGAGGCGGCCAGCCUGCUGCUGUGGGGCGACACGGGCCUCAGCCUGGAGCUGCGGGCGCGCACCGUGGUGGAGAUGCUGCUGCACAGGCAGUACUACCUGCAGGGCAUGAUCGACUCCAAGGUGAUGCUGCAGGCCGUGCGCUACUCGCUCUGCUCCGAGGAGUCCCCCGAGAUGACCAGCCUGCCCUCCGCCACGCUGGAGGCCAUCUUCGAUGCGGACGUCAAGGCCACGUGCUUCCCUAACAGCUUCUCCAACGUGUGGCACCUGUACGCCCUCGCCUCCAUCCUUCAGCGCAACAUCUACUCCAUCUACCCCAUGCGCAACCUCAAGAUCCGGCCCUACUUCAACCGCAUCAUCCGGCCCCGCCGCUGCGACCACGUGCCGGCCACGCUGCACAUCAUGUGGGCUGGCCAGCCCCUGACCAGGCACCUCUUCCGCCACCAGUACUUUGCCCCUGUGGUGGGACUGGAGGAGGUGGAGGCUGAAGAGGCUACCUGCCUGGCCCCUGCUGCUCCGGCCUCCGCUCCUCCUGCCCCGGCUCCUUCGGCUCCUCCUGCCCCGGCUCCUCCAGUUGCAGCGGCAGCUCCAGCUCCGGCGCCACCGCCAGCCAAGACCCCGGAGCUGCUCCCCCAGGAGCCUGGCCUCAGCUACUCCCACUUCUGUGAGCGCUACAGCGUCACCAAGAGCACCUUCUACCGCUGGCGGCGACAGUCCCAGGAGCACCAGCAGAAGUUGGCCACCCUCUGCUCAGCCAAGCAUGUCCUGCAGGACAGUGUCCGCCGUGGGGGCAUCAUGUCACUGCAGCAGUUUCUCCAGCGGUUCCCCGAGAUCUCCCGCUCCACCUACUAUGCCUGGAAGAACGAGCUGCUGGGCACUGGCGCCUGCCAGCCGCCGGCCCCCAAGGAGGCGCUGGGUGUGGAGGAGCAGGAGAAGCUGCCAGAGGAGCCGGCUCCCGAGGGGCCGGGGUGCUCCAUGCUGCCCGUGUCCAGCCCCGGAAUGGUCCUCAUGCAGCGGGCCAAGCUGUACCUGGAGCACUGCAUCUCCCUGAACACACUGGUGCCUUAUCGCUGCUUCAAACGCAGGUUCCCUGGCAUCUCCCGCUCCACCUACUACAACUGGCGCCGGAAGGCCCUCCGGAGAAACCCCAGCUUCAAGCCGGCCCCAGCCGUCUCCACAGCCCCGGCUCCCCAGCCAGUAUCUGCUGGGGAAGAGGCUCUGCUCCCUGAGAAGGGUGAGGUGGGAGAGGGGCCAGGAAAAGCAACGGGUGUGGGGGGGUCACCCACCCCCCAGGAGUUCCUGCCCCCGAGGAUGCCCCUGUCCCGUCGGCAGAGGCGUCUGCGCAGGGCUGCCCGCAAGCAGGUGCUCAGUGGGCAUCUCCCCUUCUGCCGUUUUCGCCUCCGCUACCCUAGUCUGUCCCCCUCCACCUUUUGGGUCUGGAAGAGUCUUGCCCGGGGCUGGCCCAGAAGCCUGUCCAAACUCCAGAUCCAGGCUCCUACCCUGGGCAAAAGGGGGGUGCAGGAGGAUGAGGCGAAGCGAGAGGAAGAGGCUGGCAGGAAUGUGACAGCUGCCAUGGUCCCAGCUGCAGGGACCCCAAAGGUGGCAGCUCCUCCAGGAGAGGAUCCAGGGAAGGCCCAGGAGGGUCCUUCCAGAGAGAGGGCCCUGCCAGAGGGGGCCACGGCUCAGGGGUGGCCCCACAGUGGGUCCUGGCCCAGCCACCCUGUGGUGGCGGCGGCAGGUGGCAGGGACAGCCAGGCGCUGAUGAUGGACAUGCUCGCCACCACGAAGUUCAAGGCUCAGGCCAAGCUCUUCUUGCAGAAGUGUUUCCAGUCCAAGAGCUUUCCCUCUUACAAGGAGUUCAGCGCCCUCUUCCCCCUCACCGCCCGCUCCACCUACUACAUGUGGAAGCGAGCCCUGUACGACGGCCUCACCCUGGUUGAUGGCUGA
Messenger RNA from Myotis daubentonii (Daubenton's bat), 2205 nucleotides. It is a transcript of the gene VRTN, whose product is annotated as vertebrae development associated. Gene Ontology annotation, biological process: regulation of transcription by RNA polymerase II. The record is from RefSeq and is a predicted model, not a curated record. NCBI's taxonomy places the organism in Eukaryota, Metazoa, Chordata, Mammalia, Chiroptera, Vespertilionidae. The coding region runs from base 1 to 2205 and encodes 734 amino acids. Gene Ontology annotation, cellular component: chromatin. The transcript has a single exon.